Penicillium digitatum Pd1 is the source of this 1161-nucleotide messenger RNA. The record is from RefSeq and is a predicted model, not a curated record. Lineage: Eukaryota; Fungi; Ascomycota; Eurotiomycetes; Eurotiales; Aspergillaceae.
AUGGCGCCUCCCUCGACCGCAUUCCUUUACUCCCUGGGUCAUAAUACCGUGGGAAAGGCAGAUAUCGCUGUUCAGUCGGUCCUUUUAGCUUUGGUUUUGGUUUUCGUCGGGCUGCGGGUAUGGUCGCGACGAUUGCAGUGUCUUUCGCUGCAAUGGAAUGAUAUACUGAUCCUAGUUGCGACUUUCUUUGUGGUUGGUCGCUAUGCGGUGGAAAUCAUCAUGGUCGUGCUGUGUGGACUGGGCCUGCAUUCCACCGAACUAGCCCAGGUCGGAGGGUUGGAGGUUUGGGUCCAAUUCAACGAGGUAAGUCGUCAGGAGCCUCGGUUUGAUUCAUGUCGAUUAAGUCUAUUAAACCAACACUACCAUCAGCUUACAUACGCGGGUGAUCUUCUCUGGGUGACGGCGAUCGCCGUGAUCCAGUUGUCAAUUCUCGACUAUUAUGUGCACACCUUUGGUCGGCGCACUAUGACCUUGCUGGCAGCUGUCAUCAUGGGUCUAUGCGUUGCGCUUUGGUUUGCAAGCUUCUUUGCAACGGCGUUUUUCUGCACCCCGCCGAAGAAAAUAUGGCUUGCCGAUAAUCCAGGUCAUUGCGGUGAUCGGAAAAUGUUGAAUACGGGUGUCAAUGCGAGUGAGAUAAUUCUCAGCUUCUUUGUGGUUAUUCUUCCCAUACCCUUGAUGUGGAAUUUGCCCUUGUCUAGGACUAGGAAGACUGCACUGGUGUGCAUCCAAGUGUUAGGGCUGGCCAUCAUUGCCCUUAUCCCUAUCCGCGCGAAAUUCAAGUCCGACCUCGAUCCUGAAGGCCCACCCUAUGGCUCUGCCGGGCAAUCAAUGAUUUCAUGCAUCGUGCCUCUUCUGGGAAUAAUUGUGGCUUGUCUCCCAACUCUGGAGCCAGCCAUUCAAAGGAUCUUCAGGAUAUCAACGCAUCCAGCUUCAUCCCCUACGUCUGUAUAUGAUCCAAACUUGGCGAAUUAUUGGAAGGCGACGGUCCUUUCAUGUAGGGGGGUAGAGGAACCAGAGAUACCUCUGGUCACUCUUACGCAGCCGCUCGUGGCCAAGAUAGGCUAUUUUACUCCGGGUGGUAUUCAGGUUACCUCACAUUGGGAGAUUCAUUCAUCGCGGGGUUCGACAAGACUUGAUAGAUCACCCGUGCGGCAGACCUGA